Messenger RNA from Schistosoma rodhaini, 1130 nucleotides. The record is from the annotation of a GenBank genome assembly. Lineage: Eukaryota; Metazoa; Platyhelminthes; Trematoda; Strigeidida; Schistosomatidae.
AGGAAGAAAUCAGGAAGAAGCGCUUGAAGUGGAUAGGACAUACAUUGAGGAAAUCACCCAAGUGCGUCACAAGGCAAGCCCUCACAUGGAAUUCUGAAGGCCAAAGAAGAAUAGGGAAGACCAAAGAACACAUUACACCGAGAAAAGGAGACAGACAUGAGAAUAAUGAACAAAAACUGGAUAGAACUAGAAAGGAGAGCCCAGGACACAAUGGGUUGUAGAAUGCUGGUCGGCAGCCUAUGCUUCAUUGGGAGUAACUGGCGAAAAUUGUUUUUUAUGAAUAGUUCUCAUGAAUUCACUUGAAGUUAGCAAUAAACAGAUUUGGCCAUUAGUAGUGGAUAAUAAUUCAGAUAAUGAAACAUUUUGGGAUGAUAAAGAUUUAAUUGCUGAAUAUAAUCGAAUUGAGUCUCUUGUUCAGGAUAAAUUAACAAGUGAAUUGGGUAAAAAUGCGAAGCACAAGUCCUCUAAAAUCAGUGGUAAUUUCCAUGAACAUAUAAAUCAAGAUUCAUCUAGUACGUUCAAUAACUCAAAGGUACACCAUACUAAAGAUACUCAGGAAGAAAAUGUCGUCUUAGUGAAUACUCAAUCACCCAUUGACAAUAUCAAUCCAGUUUGUGAUUUCCAAUGGAUUCCGCCGUGUUUAAAUCCUCCGCCUCAAUUAUUCUCUAAUUUGGCUUCAUCAAGGGACAGUCAUCUUCCUAGUGACGUUCGACCUUCUCCUCAACCAGUCUUUAAUAACACGAAAGGUGACCUAUCAACUCUUGAACCUAUACUACGCUCCUGGUAUGAAGCAGGUUACAAACUUGGUCGUUCACAUGCUAUGAAGUUGAAGUCAACGUCAUCUGUACCUACUACAAACUCUUAAGUUUUUUUUACAUGACAUGUACAUCUUCACAUAUUUUCACACAAUACUUCAGAUUAUCAAUAAAAUCACUAUUCAUACUUGUAUCAAGUGAUAAUUGUUUGCAGUAGUUUAAUAAAUUACUUCAAGGUGUGUCUGAGUCAUAAAUUAAUUAAUUUCCAUCCUUGUUCAAUAUAACGUGACAUCUAUUGGUAUGGUCCUUGUAUCUUUGGAACUGUGCUGUGUUUAUAUUUUAAGAUUCUUUCCAGACAGAACUAAUAAGAGCGAG